This is a messenger RNA of Sesamum indicum (sesame), 1608 nucleotides long. RefSeq names its product pre-mRNA splicing factor SR-like 1. Lineage: Eukaryota; Viridiplantae; Streptophyta; Magnoliopsida; Lamiales; Pedaliaceae. The record is from RefSeq and is a predicted model, not a curated record.
AUUUAAUUUUAAUUUCCUUUCUCCCUCUCUCUCUCUCUCUCUCUCUCUCUACAAAUUUUCCUUUUCAAAAUUAUUCAAUUUUAUCUGAAAACAUUUACAUAUUAUCGUGUCUCCUUUAGUCUUCUUUUUUUCACCUAUUCGUCGAUUCAAGACGAGGAGGUUCAGACACUGGAUGAUCCACGAUGGCUGAGAUAAAGUCAUCUGGGAGGCCAAUUGAUCAAUUGCUGGAGAAGGUCCUGUGCAUGAAUAUACUUUCUUCUGAUUACUUCCGUGACCUUUUGAGAUUGAAGACAUAUCAUGAAGUGAUUGAUGAGAUUUAUGUUACCGUCACACACGUAGAGCCAUGGAUGACAGGCAACUGUCGGGGGCCAUCAACUGCAUUUUGCCUUCUUUACAAAUUCUUCACCAUGAAACUCACUGUCAAACAAAUGCAUGGACUGUUGAAGCACCCAGAUUCUCCUUACAUAAGAGCGAUUGGAUUUCUUUACUUGAGGUAUAUUGCUGAUCCAAAGACAUUAUGGAGUUGGUAUGAACCAUACCUAAAAGAUGAUGAGGAAUUCUCUCCUGGUUCUGAUGGCCGAAUGACCACAAUGGGCGUGUAUAUUCGGGAUUUGCUUCUUGGACAGUAUUACUUCGACACACUUUUCCCCCGUAUCCCUGUUCCUGUUAUGCGAACAAUUGUAGCCAAUCUUGAAAAUAUGAAAUUGCCUACAAAACACUGUGGAGUUACUGGUGAGUCCACCCGUGGAUCUGAGGAGACUUCCAGGAGGCCACCUUCUGUCAAAGCUGCCCUCUCUGUCUCUUUUGGUCAGCGUGCUCCUCAUCGUGCAUCAACUAGGGAUUCAUCUCCAGUUCGUCGUACCAGUACUCCAUCUUAUGACAGAGAUGAUGAUUCAAGACGGUCUUCAAAUCGUCGCCGGAGCCAGAGCCGGGAUGUGUCUGAUCGAGAAUACGCAGACAGGGAUAGAGACAGGGAAAUGGACAGAGGCAGGAAAAGAGAUCGCUCUCAUGAUCGUGACCGAGAUCGAGACAGGGAACGGGAGAUGGGCAGAGACAGAGAGUCAGUAAGAGAAAGGGGGAGAGAACGGGGUAGAGAUAGGAGGUAUGAUUAUGAUAGGCGGUCCGGAGAUAGCUGUAGGAGGUAUUAUGAUAGCCAUGGAAGCGACCAUGAUGAACACUAUUAUAGAGAAGGUAGCUCCCACCAUAGCAAGAGCAGGAGCCGGAGCAUUUACGGACACGACCAGCAUCGUCCUAGUCCCUCCGGACAAGACAGCAAGGAGAGGACAUCUGCAUCUAGUAAUCUUGCCAAGCUUAAAGAUCUGUAUGGCGACUUGAGCAAUCAAAAGGAGGAUGCUGGCAAGGACAAGGGUCCUAACAGGCCUAGCGGUACUGAGGAGGUGAUCAGACUCGGCGGUUCUACGUGGAGGUAGGAGGGAGUAAUAUGUGUUUCUGCUCCGUCGACUUCACUUCUCCAUCAUUUAGAUGGGCACUUUUUAUAUGUUGGAACGCAGACGACAUUCGAAAAAAUGAGUGUUAAUGGUAACAAUCUAUGUUUGUAUCAUCCUCUUUUCCAGUCAUUCCGUUUAUGUGCGACUAGUAAGGUACAAU